Haplochromis burtoni (Burton's mouthbrooder) is the source of this 11644-nucleotide messenger RNA. Its product is annotated as E3 ubiquitin-protein ligase SH3RF3. The record is from RefSeq and is a predicted model, not a curated record. The transcript has 10 exons. Gene Ontology annotation, molecular function: ubiquitin protein ligase activity; protein binding; metal ion binding. Lineage: Eukaryota; Metazoa; Chordata; Actinopteri; Cichliformes; Cichlidae. Bases 4835 to 7267 code for a protein of 810 amino acids. Gene Ontology annotation, biological process: positive regulation of proteasomal ubiquitin-dependent protein catabolic process; positive regulation of JNK cascade; protein ubiquitination.
AGACAGCUCUGAUAAUUUUUCUCCUUUUAAUAAUACAUGGCAUGAAUGACAUGUGAUUGUUAUUUAUUCACUUCAUGUUUUUUUCUAAUUUAUUUUUUGGGGUCUGUCUUUAUAAAAUAUGCUAAACAAAUUAGGUUUACAGCUACCACUACUUGAUGAACAAAUCUAAUCAUUGGCAGAAUAUAUUUAGGCUCUACAAAGUCUUAAAAUGCAUUGAUGUAGGACAUCUCAGUUUCAAAGAAUCACAAGAGCACAGCAUCUGUCACAGAAUGCCUACCCUGUUUAUAACCCAGCUAAGCUCCAAUCAAAGCACUGUAGCUCUGAGAAGACAGAAGUCAGCGGAAGCCUAAUUUGUUUGGUAUAUUGAAUUAGGAUGACUUCAGUUUACCACCAAAACACACUUCUCAUGCCUUUUAUAAGGCUUAAAUGUCCAAAAAGCGAAACAAUAUUUUAAAAAAUCCAUAGAUGAGUGCAAUAUUUAAAAGACAGAAUAAAAAUGCAACCACUGAUCUCUUCUGAUUCAUAUUAAUAACCACAACCACAAAUUAUACAGGCUUUCCACUUGAUCUCAGGGUUACUGUGUAAAUGGAAUCAUGUUUCAAUAUUAUUAUGAGUAGUCAGAGUCCACAGAAAAUAAAAAAAUAACUUUGUAUGUGUCACAUCGCAGGUAGACAACACCUCUUGAGCAUUGUUCUUUUUGUUACACAUUAAAAAAGGUGUGGAAUGCGCACGCUGUACUACUGAAACUGCCUACAACAGACUCUAUGACCUUGCCAUUACCCCUGGAAGUCUUUCAGUGAGAACACACACACGCACCACUCUUCAGUGAGGAAGCAAGAGCCGGUUGCCAUGGUAACUGUCGUGUCAGCUAACCUACUUUUGCAUGAAGGAAAGUCAUUGGCGGCUGAGAGAGAGGUGUAUGGUAUAGGUUUAUGGUAAAGAUCCACCCAUUUACACAUAUACACUCACACGCGUCCACACAUAUACGCACAGUAAAUGUUUAUUAUAUUUUUAUACCUAAAGCAAACAAGAUUUAAUCUUCCUUCAGUUUAGUCCGAUGAAAUUAGAACUGAUAAAGAUGAAGAUAACAUAGGAUUCUGUGAAACUUUGGUGAACUAGAUUUGUGCAGAAGUAAACAGCUGUAAGAAAAGCAGCAGGAGGAAUGUGAAUAUAAAUGAAGCUGAAGUGAGGUCAGCACAAAUCAGGUUUAUUUUCAUGGCUCAUCACGGCAAGAAUUUCCCAGAGGACAAUAUCCAAUUGCAAAAUAACUACACUGCAGUAAUAAAAACAAUAAGUUAUUUAUUUAUUUUAAGAAUAAAGUGAAACAUUGCAGCGCACUAUGCAGUAAAAUUGAAUACAGAGCACAAAAUACACGAAGAAAUCACUCACAAGGCUGACUGUAACUUAUUUUGCAAAGCACUGAGCAAUCUGCCAUUUUCAGACGCUCAUUCCUUGGGAAAUGUAAAGAAAAUUCAAAUAAACCCAACACAAAUGUACAUAUAAUUUACCUUACAUGCAAUGCACUAUUGUACUAACUGAUUACAUGAAAAAUAACACUUUUUUUUGCAUAAUCUUUUAGCUCAUCAUUACAGUAUCUAAUAGAGAGCAUUAACAUGCAAAACAACAGCAUGUGCACUGCAGCAGAGAAGCACGUGGAGUGCAUGUGUGUUCAUGCUUUGCAACAUUGUUAGACUCUGUAAUUUCUCUGAGAGUUGACUAGCCCCUUAUAUUAGCAGAAAGCUAGUUAUCAUUCUUAAUUGACACGUGUGCUGGUUAAACAGCAUCCAGCUUUUGUCUAUUAUUGACAGCAGUGCAUCCUACAGGGAGCCCUGACGAUCCUGCUUAAAUGGAUUGAGGGGAUUUUCAUCCAAUAAUCAUUUAUGUUCACUUCUCUCUGUAGUUCCCCUCUAAUUCUGAAUCAUUGGCUGUGAAGAAUUGUGUUAAGCAGAUGAAAGACACUGGGCAUAAGACAGGAGUGAGUAUGAUAACGAGAGGGGAGGGAGACAGGAUGAAUUUUGGUUCACUGCCAGCACUCGUGGGCUGCUGCACUAGUGAGGUAUUGAGAAUCAGGGCUUGAUAACAACAACAUACAUGUGUUUUAGCAGCUGAGUUGCAUUGGAUUGCUCCGUGGCUAUAGACAUACAAAUACACCUUAGGAAAUGGGAGGCCUCUGUAGAUAAAUGGCAAGUGGAGCUCUGUGUCACAGAGAAUUUUUUUUAAAUAACCCCAUUACUGGCAUAAAAAACAAGCCCUUGAUUUCAGUCUUUUUCUAGUUAGCUGUAGAAGCUUCUUUUCCAGCUCCUUUAAUAUAGCCUUUACUGUGCUGUGCAGUUUUUAUCUGUUUAGCUCUACACCAUUCAUUACCAAACACAUGGACUCCAGUAAGAGUGCUUUUUUAAAUCAGUAUGCUUCAUUACAUUAUUUUAACUGUGCUUCUCUGCUCUGAAAUCUUCUUCAGUGUUUAAAACUUUGUACAGAAUGCGUAAGUGUAUUUUAACAGCCCGAUACUGUCAUAAAAAUGAACAAAAAAUCUGCAAUACUGUGUCACAAACAGACACACUCACACACACACAUACACUCCUUAUUUCUUAUUGUAUCCCUAAGCUGUACACCCUCUUCUUUUCAUCGUGGGUGGUAAAGAGUGGGUUCACCCUGCAACCAGGAAGGCGUCACUUUAGUCACACAGACAUAGACACUCGCAAACACACAAAUGAGCACAGACACACACAGUGGUCUUAAUCACUCCCUGCCUCUCCUGAAUGUGAGAGCAGAGCAAGUCUGAACAGGUGGACGAGCUGAGAAAGACUAUGGCUGAGAAACAGACCACAUGGUCAUGUUAUCGUCACUUCGCAGAGAGUUUAAUUGACUUGUACAGAAAUUUGCUGUGGAUUUGUCUUGGUGACAUUAACAAUACUAGCCAAACUUAACUUAAACAUAACUUUAAACUAAAGCCAGUGUACUGAUUUAGCUUACAUGAUGUAGAUUUGUAAUGCGAUUUGGCUAAUGAGUAAUACAUGGACCCCCCCAACACACACGCACACAUACAUACACACAUUUCCUUGUCCUUUGUCUAGUUUGUGCUCAUUAUAUAGCAUAUGCCAGGAAUAGGUCAGUGGAAAUGUUACAGAUUUCUUUCCCUGUAUCUUUAAAUAAAGGUCAUGUCAUUUCAUAGGAAAUGGCAUUGUAAUCAUCUUACCAUGUUUCUAAUGUAGCGCUGUCAAAAAUGUUAUCUGUAAAUAGAAUCCUGGAAUUAUUCAGUGACAUUCCCUUUUACAAUUUGCAAUGAAACUAAUGAUAAUGAGGUUUUGCAUUAGAACCAUCUAUUGAUACCAUUCAUUUUUCACUUGCUUAUCCAGUUGGCUGCAGCCUAUCCCAGCUAUCAUAGGGCGAAAGUCAGGGUAUACCCUGGACAGGUCGCCAGUGUAUUGCAAGGCUAACACGGAGAGUCGGAAAACAAGCAUAAGAAGAACAUGCAAAGUCCACAAAGAAAGGCUCUGGGUGGCUGGUGGAUUUGAACCCAGGACCUUCUCAUUGCGCUAACCAAGUAGUUUAUAAUGAGGCAAUUAGCUGCCCAUUGUCAUAUGAGCUAGGCUCUGUAUGUCCCCAGCCUGAAUGAGCCUGAAUUUGAUAAGCCGUUAAAAGGAUGGGUGGAUCGUAACCACGGUUCUUAAAGUGUUGUCCGUAGAAUAAUUGCCACUUCUGAACAAAUGUGCAAGCACAGCAAGGAAAGAAGGCACUACUAUGUAAUUAAUCCAAAGUUCGUGUCAUACUAUAACUACUGAGCGACCAUCACUCCUGUUUUAAAUAAUCUAUUCUACCUAUGAUAGCAGACCACACUUUCCUUAUAUUAAAAAUGAUUAAUAAUGCGUGAUGUAUACGUUAUUCCCCUGCGCCCCAGUUGUACAUUGCCUCCGUAAAUUGACACUGAGUCACGAAAACUUUGAGAAUCUCUGACUAAUUGAUUUAAAUUAAAAAGUCACAGGAAACGACCGCCAGGCGUCGCCACAAACCACCCUUUCCCAUUCCCUCAACCAUCAGCUGGAUGUUGUUACUGAGGUAAUCAAAAUGAUGUCUUCUCCUGUCAGGUAGGCAUCACACAAAAAGAUAGCAUAGAGACUGAGAUCAAGCCCGCGCCCUGUUGGUCGCAUUUGAACAGAAAGGGGAACAAAAUCGAGAAAAAGCGUCCAGGAAUCAACUUUUGUAUCUCUGGAUGCUGCGAGCUGUGAGGAUUUGGAGAAUCAAAAACUAGGAAUGAAUUGUUUAUGACAGGUAUAAGAAGGUGAGAUGGCAAAGAACCUUUCGGCCUUUCAAGGAGCGAUACCAGCUUCCUUCUUAACCAUUUGGAGUGAAGGUGUGAGGAGUGAGAGAGCGGGCUGCUGGUAAUUACCGAGGGGGGCUGUGGAGCCGCCUGCAUGCCUGUGGUGGUUCUGAGGUGUAAGGUCUCUCUCUCUCUCCCUCUCGCGCUCUCUCAGUCUUUAUCAAUCUGUCUUUGGUGCGUGAGCGCGCACCGCAAUUGUGAUCGGCGCGCGGAUGAUGAUGAUGAGAGCGUGACCUCACCGCUUUCCGCACAGCUGCUGGAGAGCGGGGGAGACACACGGAGAGCCGAGCGAACAACAUAAACACGCCGAGGGAGACAGCGAGAGAGAGGCGCGGAACAGCGGAGAACAUUCACAACUCAGCGGGGAACCGCUCGGCACGAGGGAACACCGUCGUCGUAGGGCGUCCGUGGACUGCUUCCCAGUCAGUCCGCCUCCCAGAAUGUUCUGUGCCCCCGGUUCUUUUCUACGGUACACGAAACAGUCGCCGCGGCGUCCCCACGGACACUGAAGCCCAGAUGCUCACCCUCUCCGCCGACAUGGACGAGUCCUCGUCACUGCUGGAUCUGCUGGAGUGUUCGGUGUGCCUGGAGCGCCUGGACACCACGGCUAAGGUGCUACCGUGCCAGCACACCUUCUGCCGCCGCUGCCUGGAGAACAUUGUCAGCUCCCGGAACGAGCUCCGCUGCCCGGAGUGCCGCAUCCUGGUGGACUGCGGGGUGGACGACCUGCCCGCUAACAUCCUCCUGGUUCGCCUCCUGGAUGGUAUCAAGCAGCGGCCCCAGCGAGGAAGCGGAGGAGGAGGGGGAGUAGGAGCGGGAGGCAGGCAGUCCCUAGCCGGGGGCUCGCUGCAGGGGUACGCAGCCGGGAUAUCCGCCUCUCCUCCGGGCACAGCGAUCAGGGAGCUUCCCGUGGCCACCAGGAGCUCUCCUGUUAAGAAUAUCCCAGCGCUACCUUGCGGCAAAGCCCUCUAUUCUUAUGAGGGCAAGGAACCAGGCGACCUCCAGUUUUCCAAAGGUGACAUCAUCAUCCUGCGACGCAAGGUGGAUGACAACUGGUACCACGGCGAGCUCAAUGGUUGUCAUGGUUUCUUGCCUGCUAGUUACAUCCAGCUGCUGCGUCCCCUGAGCCAAACUCCACCCCAGGGCAAAGCAUUGUAUGACUUUGAGGUCAAAGACAAGGACCAGGAUAAAGACUGUCUGGCCUUCAGCAAGGAUGAGGUGCUGACAGUAAUCAGGCGAGUAGAUGAGAACUGGGCAGAAGGCAUGCUGGGAGACAAGAUUGGCAUCUUCCCAAUUCUUUAUGUGGAGUUAAAUGAAACAGCCAAGCAGUUGAUGGAGAUUGACAAACCUAUACCAGCUAAUGCACCGGGUCCGAGUUCUGAGCCGGCCCCGUUGGGCCCCUGCUCUUCCGGGCCCUCCCCAAGCGCGUCCCCGUCUAAUGGAAACGGCUUUGGCCAUCGGAGAGGCGAAGGAAAGAAGAACGCCAAGAAGCGCCAUUCGUUUACCGCUCUAUCCGUUAGCCAGAGGGCUGCCCAGCUCAACAACAGACACAGCAUGGAGAUCUCCCACCCAGUCCUCAUCAGCUCCUCUGACCCCAGAGCGGCUGCACGCAUCCAGGAUGCAUCUCCCCCAGGUCCCUCUCCCUCCUCGGCAGGGGUGCUGGUGCCCCCCAAAGUGGCAUCCAUAACCUCUGAGCUGCUGGCCCAUGCCAAGGUUCAGCUCCCACUCAACAUAUACCUGGCAUUAUAUGCCUACAAACCCCAGAAGGCUGACGAGCUGGAGCUUAGAAAAGGGGAGAUGUAUCGGGUGACAGAGAAGUGUCAAGACGGAUGGUUCAAAGGCACGUCACUGAGAACUGCUGCCUCUGGCGUCUUCCCGGGAAACUAUGUCACUCCUGUGUCCAGGGCUCCAUUUGGAGUUGGUGCUACUCGGAGCUCGUGUUUGUCCAGCCCAGGAGGAGGAAGUGGCUGCAGUCAGGUGGCAAGUAAAAUCUUAGACCCCUCGUCUCCAGGAUCCCCGGGGCCCUCUUCGUCCCGUCCUGGCACCCCACUGGUAAACUCAGCCAACGCUGUUAACAGCAUCAGUCCCGCCUCUUCGCCACAAACUGCUGCCGCCCAGCUGAAAAACUGCCUGCGCUCCAGCCAGCAUACCAACCAAGCACGCACCUCAAUGCAGCUGGUCCACAGUCCCUCUGCUGCAAGCCCGGAACGCCCCACGGUGGCCAUAUCUCCCCUUCGUUCUCAGAGCUCCUCCCCGUCGCGCUGCCCUGGCCAAUCGGGUCGUCCUCUCUCCAUGGUGUCUCCGGGACCCAGCUUAGGGCCCUCGCCCCUCUCUUCCCCGGCUUCGCGCCCCAUCCUCCCCCUCUCCUCCCCUCUCUCCUGCCUCACGCCUCCGAACGUGUCCGCGGUGCUCCUCAACGGAGAGUCAGCCAGUCCACUGCAACCGCCAUCGCCGGGCCCCUCACACACCACAGCCCAAGGCGUCCUCGCGCCCAAAGCAGAGAAGAAGGAGAGGAAAGCAGGAGGUUUAUUAAAACUCUUAUCGGGCGCCGCAGCAAAGAAGAAACCUCGCUCACCCCCAUCCUCCCCACCCACCCAUGACCCCACUGGUCAAGGCGCCGUGGCUACCGACCCCGUGCACCACCAUCACCACCACGCCCGCUCAGGUUCCUGUCCGAUGGCGUCGCAAGGACGAGCCGGUUCCUGUCCAAUCGAGAGCGACAUGGCGGGGGCAAUUGGGCUGGAGCCUCUGCACAGAAAGUCCGGUUCCCUGGAUACCAACUUCCCCAUGUCACCCCCGGCAACACGUGCUGGCAAUGCUCUGAUGGUCCUCCGACCUGAACCCAAACCCCUGUCCAGAGAGAGGCAGGUAUCGUGUGGUGGUUCCGUACCCACCCCAGAGCGAGGCAGAGAUCGAGCUGCGGGAGGGAGACGUGGUGUUCGUCCAUAAGAAGAGGGACGACGGCUGGUACAAAGGCACUCUGCAGAGGACGGGUCAGACCGGCCUGUUUCCAGGCAGCUUUGUCGAGAGCUUCUGAACUGCAAAAAGUGGACGAAUGAAUGCACACAUUGUUCCUGUUACUGAGUCAUAAAACACAUGAACACACACACAAAAUCCAAGGUUGGGCUGAUAUUAGGUUCCCCAGAUUUAUCUUUGUUUUAUUGGAUUAAAGCUCAACAAGGCCUUAAGAGGCGGCUAACCUUGAAAACAAAGGAGAUUUUUUUGUUAUUUAUAUUUGCCAAGUAAUCUGUUUAGAAUUAAAAUGUUUUUGAUUCUCUUGGAAAAUAUAAUUCAGAAUGAGAAUACUUUAUUAAUCCAUAAAAAAAUUAUAUUAUUAAUUAUUAAUUAUUGGUGUUGGCUAUAGUAAUCCAUAUCAGUCCAACUUAUCUACACACACAAACACAUAUACACACUGAUAAUGUACAAGAAAGCUCGUCCCUGCCUCGACCAGCUCAGCCACACAGGAAGCAGGGCAGCUUUUCCCAUUAUCCGCCCAGUGUUGGGUCAGAGGGGCUCCAUCAGACUCGGUUUCCAGACCCGUGAUGUUGACUACUGAAGGCACGCAGACUGAAAGAGCACAGAAAGACGAACCCUGCCUCCUAAUUCUCCUCCUCGGCAUCAUCCACCAGCAAACACUAGCUCAAAAAAGCAUUAGCUUUGCUUUUCCUCUGAGACCUCAGAACUUAAAUUCGGGUGCUUUCUUUGUCUGAGAAGUGAGAACAUACAGCCAGGUGAUGAGGAAGCACAUAAGCCUACACUCCAGAAUCAUUGUAAGCACAUCUCUGUGUCGAAUCUACGACCAGUAUGUUUCUUUUCAACCCGAUAUAUUAUUUGUUAACGAUGCAUGUAGCAUUAUCACAUUUUUAAAAAAUGUUGAAAUAGAUAUUUUAUGUUGCCGUGCUGUCUGUCACAGGAUUUGUAAUUUAAAAGCCAGUGUCACAGAAAGUCUAAAUUAGGUCAUUCUUUUUUCUAUUUCUAUAUCAUAACAUAAUGGUGAACCGCUUAUUUUUAUUCAAGUUUUUUUUUAUUACAUCUGAUUUAAACAGACCCCAUCAGUUGGAUUAAGCUGAAUUGUUGAAUGUAAAAAGGAACACAAAGUCACACCAAAACUCCUUUAAAGAAUUCAUUUGUAUUUAUAAUGCUGUUUUUGAACUUCUGUAUGAGUUUAGAAACAAAAGAAAUGCACUUGGUAAUAUUUGAUACAACCUUCCAGAAUAUCUACAUUUACAGUAUUUUACUAAUGUACAGUAUUUACUUGACAAAGGGGAUUUCCACUGCUGCUUGUGACAUACUUGUUUUAAGCGCAAAUAUGAUUUUUCUUUAAGAAAGCACAAAUUUCUUUGGUGGGGCGAAAUGACUAAAACAUUUUUUUCAGAUGUCAGCUUGAAAUGUAAAAAAAACAAAGUUUCCAUUAUUGACAGUUCUCAUCAAAUAAGUACAAAGAUUGCGAAGAGUAUUUCCUCUUCCUCAGCGUUUUCCUCGACAGUUUUUUAUCUAUUCUGAGACAACGUUGCCAAACCAAAACUGCACAGACUCGAUGCUCGUGAAAGAAUAGCUGAGAGGGGAAACUCAGAGGACACAAACUUUCAUCAUGCAACUGCCAGAAUUGACUUUGUUACUCAGAUCGUGUCAAAUAAUUUUGUUCUGCUUUAGUGAAAGUGUAGUCUGUCUGCUUCUGUGAUUCUUUCGUAUCCAGAGUUUAGAUGCAGGCUUGCCUGGUUUACGUUCUGCCACAACCACCUACCUGUUUUUCUGCUUGUGGAGACAAAAGCACAGCAACACUCAGAGCCUGACUCACUCGCUGUGUGUGCGGCGGUACAUCAGAGAGAAAGAGGCGGUCAAAGAGCACAGGUACAGGGCACGAGGCACUUCCUCACCUAUUUUUUUAAACGAGGCAGAGUUAAACACACAGGCGAGGGUUGUUCAUUGGCUGACUGCUUAGAUUUCUAAUUGGCUCUAACCUGAUCCUAAGCACAGAGCCUUUAUGGCUUAAGCACUGUUGAGUCUCCUUCCUACAUCCAUGUUAUGUGGGAAGAAAAAUACACUGCUCACAAAAAAAUUCAUUCAUCAAGGGAACAUUUGAUCAUCACAGUACAGACUAAAGUAAAUAAAAUAUCAGGGACGUCAUGCUGUACAGUUAGGAAGCACAAACCAUUGUGAAUCAGUUUCACUUGCUUUGGUUCAGGUUCACACUGAGCACAUGUGAAAGAUGUGAAAGAGCAUGAAGAUGCCGUAGCAAACUUUAUGAUGCCACCAAGAGCUGACAUGCCGAUUCUGGUGUAGUCUGCUGAUGCCAGUCAGAGAUGUGCUGGGAGACACAGCAGAGGGAUAUACUACAAAGUUCAACAAAGCCAGGCUUUCUUUGCUUUAGCUUAUUCCAUAAAACCCAAACAAUUACAGAGCUCUGAAACUUUCAAAUAGAUACAAUUAAACAUCAAAGUUACAUAUCAGUUUUAAGCCAUCCUUGCUAAAUUGUGUCAAAGUGUCAUGAUGGAUGAUCACGUACAGACAUGCCAUAACGUUGAGUCUGCUCAUCUGGAUGGAAAUUGCUUUAGUUUGUCAGCAGAACAAAGUAAAAGUAAUUUUAUUGAUUGGUGUGUGUUCUGCGCUCGUUAGCUGCAGUUCCAGAAGUCUAAAAGAGAGUUAAGAGCAGAUUCGUGUGAAGUAUAACAACAUUUAUAGAUUUUCUGCAUCACCAAAUGAAUAAAUGUAUCAUGCCAAUGCCCAGUUUGCACUGCUGAACCUUUAACGCUCUGAUUCAUUCAUGAUGUUAACAGCUUGCGCACGUAAUACAUAUUCACCCUGCAGACAAUUUACAUUCCGCUUAAAACAUGCUGUAAAUAAAAGAAUCAGCAAGAAAGUGGAGCUCCCGGUCAAUUUUAAACCAAAACUCUGAACAUAACCUGACCCUGACCACUUUAUGUGAUCAGCACAAGUUACCACGGUGAUUUAGUCAGAAGACACAGAAAACUCCCUUUGUAGUAUAACCUGCUAGUAUCGUCACAUGCUGCCAGUAGUGAGAAGGACACUAGACAGAAUAAAAACUACUGAAAAAUGAGUGAGGAGGAAUGAGGAGAGAGGAAUGGUCUGUGGCCACCACCUUUAAAUCCUUUAAUAAUUCCUGUAAUUCCCUUUGUGGUGGGCUGUCUUGCUGUCACUUUCAUGUGCACCACAAUGGUUCCUCGUGCUUCCUACCUGCACAGAUUGAUGUCCCUGAAGUCGAACUGACAUUGUGCUAUAUUUUGUUGAUCAAAUGAGCAGUGUAGAUACAAAAAGGUAUCUACACUGCUCUGAGAAUCUUUAUUUAUAGAGCACUUUUUUGAACAUGCAUACAAUUUUAGCAAAUAUAAAGAACAUCCACAAGAUAAAUGGCACAAAACUUGUCGCAUUUUGGUCUUUUUUUUUUCUUCCUCAGAGAGGAAACUCUACAAACUCUAGAGGACAAAAUGUUUGGAAACUACUGUCACGUGUUUUCCACAAAUUAUCAGACCGAAUGAUCAAAUCUGAGACCUUCCAGCGAAAUCAGUGGAUACUUGAAGAAAAAAGCACAUAACAUAAACAGAUGCUAAAUCAGACUACAACGUCGAAUUCGCUAGAAACCAUUUUUUCCCCUCCCGGAUACUUUUGAUGCUGUGACAUAUUGUGCUUUCUGAACAUUAGGCAUAUAAUUUUGAAAAACAAGCAAAAUAAAUAUACUGGACUCUAAAUUAAAGUUUUUUCCAACACAUACAGACUAGGGCUAGGCUGUUUUCCGUUAACAUUACUUAUAUGAAGAAACUCGCUUCAAUUCUUAACACGUUUAAUGUUUAACUGGUCGAUUUUGUCUAUGUGAUGUUAUUUUAUACAAGUGUACCAGACUAUGAUCUUUGUAUGUGUUUCAGUGGGGCGUUUGGGGUCAGUCGAUUAAAAGUGCCAGUUUAUUUACCUUGAAAAAAACAAAAGGGAAAGUAAAUGCCAAAUUUUUUGAUAUUGUGAUGGGAAACUUCAAUCUGAACAUAUCUACAUUGGCCUUCAAAACCUGUCAGUCAAACCCCAGUGCCUACAAAUGUCAAUACACACGCAAACACAAGUAUACACUCUUACUUUUCCUUCUAGGUAGAUCAGUGCCCCCUUUCCCUCUUUGUUUUGUUUGUAUCAGUGUGAUAAGUUUGCUGGUUGCUUUUCAAUCCGCACAAAGACGGAAAACCAGCGGAUCCCAGAACAGUUUCCGAAGAAACACUGAGCAAAGUUUGGAUCUGUUUGGAUGCCCGCUAAACUGAGGACUUUAAUUUCUAUAGAGUCAAACUUAAGCACAAGUCGUUGUUUGCCCGGUUUGUUCUUUUUUUU